Rhea pennata is the source of this 3787-nucleotide messenger RNA. RefSeq names its product thrombospondin type 1 domain containing 1 (gene THSD1). Gene Ontology annotation, cellular component: cell surface; cell periphery. The transcript is spliced from 6 exons. NCBI's taxonomy places the organism in Eukaryota, Metazoa, Chordata, Aves, Rheiformes, Rheidae. Bases 296 to 2857 code for a protein of 853 amino acids. The record is from RefSeq and is a predicted model, not a curated record.
GCCUCGCACCCGCCAUUCAACGCUGCCGCGGGCCGGGCCGGCCGAGCCGCGGCGCGGAGCCGCCGCCGCCGCCGCAUGCGGAGUAGCCAGUACCAUAUGCUGUGAAGGAAAGCUCGGGAGUACUUGGAAUUUGCAAUUGUGGAGCAACCUGUUCCUGGGAGGAGGUGAUUCUUAACCAUUCUCUGUUAAGAGUCUACCAAUGUCUUGAGGCAUAAGGUGUUCUUAAAAAGUGCCUGGCCUUUGUAGCUGAAGAAGGACAUGAGGAGUAAAAGGAUCUGGGAUCUCACUGAUCAGAAUGAAACAGAUGUUGAAAGAUUUUUCAAAUCUAUUGUUAGUAGUGCUCUGUGACUAUGUUCUCGGUGAAGUGGAAUACCUCCUCUUGGAGCAACCAGGUCAUGUAGCCUUCAGCAAUGACACAGUCUCUGUGGAAUAUCGGUACUAUGAUAGUGGUAAUGUGAUGGCAGAGAACACAUCCAUCCUAUUAGUGGAUGCCAGUACCAACAAGAUCAUUGCAAGAAAACAGCUUCCAGCAAAUCAGUCACACGGGAUGGUAGAGUUUGAGUGUUUCUACUUCAAGAGUGCUGGAGACUUUUGGUUCAGAAUGGUCUCUCUAAGCGAUAGUAGUAGUGAUGUACACUGGAGUGGAAGAGGAACAUCCCCCCUCCAUGUAGAUUGGCCUGUAUUUCACAUUGAUGUGAAUAAGACCUCAGAGGUGCUCGGAAGCUCUCUUCAGGUUGGACUUUUCACAAAUGAGCAAUUGUGUGCUGUGAAAGAGACAGUAGUUUCACUGGACGUGAUAUUCACCAACACCCUUUAUGAACUAGGAAAACUAAGCUCUGAUGAGACGCUGGGCAUUAGAACUAGGAAAGGAAUCUUGCUCUCUAGAUCACAGUGGGUAGAAUUUGAUUGCCCACCUAUUGGUCAAGAAACAUAUAUCACUGUGUUACUGAGAUCACUAGAAACACAUUCAGUCAUUGCCUCUAUGGGACCCAUAGACCUCUUGCACAAAUUUGGGUACAGACUGGUUGUGGCACCAGAAGCAACGUGCAAAACUUUGGUUCAGGUCUUUGUGGAUUCCCCACCAUGCACUUCUACCAGUGGAAAGAUUGUUGUCUAUAAAGAGGCUCCCAAGCAUCCUACUCAAAGAACAACUUGGCUGUAUGAAAACACCAUUCAUCCAGGAGACAACAGGACAGAAUUUAACUGCACUUUGUUUGAUGUGGGGAAGAACAAAUACUGCUUUGACUUCUUUAAUUUCUCAAACCGAAGCCAUUUCUCAACAAGAGUUAAAGAGUGUAUGAUGAUCCAAAGGAAUAUGGAAACGUGGAGUCUGUGGCAGCCCUGGAGCCCAUGCAGUGUGACCUGCGGAGACGGCAUCCGGGAGCGCUUCCGAGAAUGUCUCACCUCAUUGCCAGCAAAGCCAGGCUGCAUUGGGUCACCAAAGGAGACUUCCUUAUGUUCACUGGAGGAAUGUUUGUCUAUCAAGCCUCCCAUCCCACCUUCUGUCCAGCCAGGAGAAGACCAGAAAGCAAAUAAUAUAGUCACCAUCACAGGUAUUUCAUUAUGCUUGUUCAUCAUCUUUGCCACUGUUCUCAUCACCCUUUGGAGGAAACUCUGCAGAGCUCAGAAGUGCAGCACUGCUGUACAUCGAAACUCCAUCAAUUCCCCCAGCUUCCGGAAGAACUCCGAUGAAGAAAACAUCUGCCAAGGCAACAAGCAGCGAGACAGCUUCACUGAAGGAGGUGAUGCCCCUGUGAACAUUCCUCUGACCUAUAGGCGAAGCCUCCAACUUGCCCAAGAGGAUGAUGCCUCUGGAAGUGAGAAUUUUCAGCCAAAUGCCCAAAAAAUAAUCCCUCCGAUUUUCAGCUAUCGCCUCGCACAGCAGCAGCUGAAAGAGAUGAAGAAGAAAGGCCUGACAGAGACCACCAAGGUGUACCAUGUCUCUCAGAAUCCCCUCAUGGACACGGUUGUUGGUGCCACCACGAUGCUUCCUUUGAACACAGAAAACCAAGAAGAGGCAGCAGCAAACAAAUUUAGGAUCAAAUGUCCAUUUAUGGACCAAUCAGCUGGUCAGCCCAAAUUCCUGGGUGAAAGCUCUAACCCUAGGCUGGAUUUUCCAUUCUCACAGUCCAAUCCUGCAAUGAGCCCUACCCAAACCUUGAUAAGAAAAGCUCAUUUCAAACACCAAGAUAACAGAGGGGAGUUAUCAGAGAGGGGCUGUCACAGAAACCCACAGUUUAGAAGAACAGCCAGUUUCCAUGAAACUAAAAAGGCCAGGCCCUUCAGAGAGAGAAGCAUGUCCACCCUCACCCCACGACAGACUCCUCUUUAUAGCUCCAGGACUAGAACAUGGGAUCAAGGUUUGGAAGACAGGACGCGGCCAAAACUGAGAAGUGCUAAUCCAACUUCUGAAAAGCUAGAUCAGUCCCAUGGCACUGUGCUGCCAUGUGAACCACAGGGCCAUGGCACAAAGUGCCAUCAGAGGGCUUGUCCCUCGGUGAAGAAGUUAGAUCUGAUCAUUGACCGGCAACCUGCCAGUCAGGAGAAAGCUGCUGAUAAGCCUGAGCCCAGCCGAAAUAAGAGAGGCCCUUCACCUAACCCCAAAGGCACAUGGCGGAAAGAAACAGCAGCUGCAGCUGGAAAAGAUAAUUACCAGAGAGGCCUAACUAUAAGCCCUGUCCAGUACCGAAAGGACAAGUGCCAGAGCUUCCCACUGGACCCUGAAUUUGCCUUUUAUGAUAACACUACUUUUGGCUUAACUGAGGCAGAGCAACAAAUGAUUGACCUCCCCGGUUAUUUUGGCUCAAAUGAAGAAGAUGAAACAAGUACUCUAAGUAUUGAGAAGCUGGUGAUCUGAGUGACUCAUUGUAACCCUAGUGGAGUGCAAGAGAGGAUUUGCAAAAUCUGUUGGCUUCUGAUGGAAGGAGCAAUGGGAUCAUGUUCCCUCCAUUUGGAAGAGGAGGGAGUUCCCAAGGUCUGACAUGUGGGAACAUAUUCCUUUCUAAUUCCUGUAAAGUGCUUCCAUAUAAUUAUUUUGUGCAUGUGUAUGUGUAAAAUACAUGCCUAAUACCCUGGGAAAGCACAUGAUAAUGAAGGCUUGACACAGGAAUAAUGUAGUAGGCUUUAUUGCAUACAACAGUUGUGUUUUGUUCAUCAUCCAUAAUGAAUCGUAUUGAUCUAACUUCUUUUACCUCGUGGACCUUUUACUAGUAGAUGGUGAUGUCUUAAAACAUUGAUUCUCCAGUAUUCUCAAACAACAGCUAAUUAGUGAAUCAAUUCCCAUUUAGAAAACACAAAACGUGAGUUGUGAGCAGUUUUCAUUGUUCCUUUCAUAGAAAUUCUGGAGUUUUAUUGAUCGGUUGUAAUUGCGCAAGUAAGUCAUACGGUCAUGUUUCUUUCUUUUAGCUGGUUGGAGGAAGCUGCAAACAAAUGAUACUGAAAACUUGGUGUGCAUUUAAAAUUGAGGGGAUAUUCCUCAUCAUUCAAGACUUUGAUAUUUUAUUUCUGUCAAUAUUUCUAUAAAGAAAAUACAAUAAUGUACAAAUAUCUGCAGGAAAUGAAUAGAAAAGGCAUGCUACUGGGAGGGCCGAAGAAAACUGAUUAACAAAUUUUAACCUUUAUAGAAAUGUUACUGGAGUAUUGAAGCCCAUGUGAAAGAGAUUUAUUUAAUCUCCCAUCCUUUCUAUAAUCAAUUUUGUCAUUAUUAAACAUUUUCUUUUUUGUGUGUGUAAAGAAGUUGACAGUGAUACUACUACAGCAAGUUCAAAAUAAAUCAUGAACAAAACCA